AUGGCAACUUUCUUUGGAGAAGUCCUGCCUGUCCAUUCCCGUGCUGUUGAUGAUGAUGAUGAUGACGAUGAGACAGAUUGUGUGGAUUUCUGCCCAGCAGUGAUAAAAUGGAAUCCAGACAUCAAAGGAUUAUGUGAGGAUAUACAGUCAGAGAAAUCCCUAGCCUGCUCAUCCAUGCUGAUAGCGGUCGGACCAGCAGCGUCAGGUUUUGUGCACGCCUAUCUCAUAGACAACGAGUCCGAGGCAAUAGCAGCAAUAUGCACAGGUUUCACGGAUGAUGAUUCCAAACUAUUCAUCCCCCAGUCACCUACAGAUAAGACCUGUCGCCUGUACAGAUCUCGCCAGAGUCCGAAGCAGUUUACCUGUAUUUGCAACUCUGUUGUCUCACCGGAACAAGCCUUCUCUUGGACCUCACAGUUAUUUGAUCAUAUUGACCUGUCAGAGGCUCAGGUGGCAGUUUUAUCAUCCUCUGUAACCAGCGAGUACAGGACAGACGUUCCUAGCUCAGAGCUGACAGUACCAUUUGUCAAAGCCCUCAGGACCCAGGCAUUCACAGGGUCGCCAUUUUGUCCUUACCUGGAACAGCCAAAUAUUGUCAAUGGAUUACCUGCGCAGAUUUUGACCUACCUACACAUCAGGAAACUGAAAGGCAUUCUCUACCAUUGUUACACGGACACGAUAUUCUUGGAUUCCAGGACAAUUAAGGCUUUUAAACCCAUCUUGACGACAGCACCAUUCAAAGAUUCUGUUAAGGUUAAUCCAAAGGCAGAUGAACAGCUUAAACACAUUGUGCAUUUGCACACAACAUCAAAUACCCUCUACUUGUGACAUUUGAUCCUACAAACAGAUACUGAGGAACUUUUAAACCUCAGUUGACUAAAAUUCACUGUG
Liolophura sinensis is the source of this 891-nucleotide messenger RNA. Its product is annotated as proteasome assembly chaperone 1-like. Gene Ontology annotation, biological process: proteasome core complex assembly. The record is from RefSeq and is a predicted model, not a curated record. Gene Ontology annotation, molecular function: proteasome binding. NCBI's taxonomy places the organism in Eukaryota, Metazoa, Mollusca, Polyplacophora, Chitonida, Chitonidae. The transcript has 6 exons. The coding region runs from base 1 to 828 and encodes 275 amino acids. Gene Ontology annotation, cellular component: endoplasmic reticulum.